Molecule: messenger RNA, 5607 nt
Organism: Colletotrichum phormii
Lineage: Eukaryota; Fungi; Ascomycota; Sordariomycetes; Glomerellales; Glomerellaceae
Product: SPX domain-containing protein
Exons: 8
Coding region: 1-5607 (1868 amino acids)
Biological process (GO): regulation of ARF protein signal transduction; transmembrane transport; vesicle-mediated transport
Cellular component (GO): cytoplasm; fungal-type vacuole membrane
Molecular function (GO): guanyl-nucleotide exchange factor activity; transmembrane transporter activity
Source: RefSeq, a predicted model, not a curated record
AUGAAGUUCUCACACAGCAUUCAGUUCAAUGCUGUUCCGGACUGGAGCAGCCAUUACAUUGCCUACAGCAACCUAAAGAAACUGAUCUACCAACUCGAGAAGACAGUCCACCAAACCUCCGCAGGUGACGCCGAAUCAAGACCUCUUAUCCGAAACGAAGAUCCCGAAGAUGUGUUUAGCCGUGCGCUUGGCGUAGAAUCGGAGAAGAUUUGCUCCUUCUACGUAUCCAAAGAGGGCGAGCUUCUCGACGAGGUGAACCAAUUGUUGGGAGACGUUGGCAACCAUUCUUCAGAGGACGACGAAAACGAUGGCGAACCCAGGCGAUCAUUCGGCAGCGCCUCCCGGCCGGGACUAUCCGUCAACGGCAGGAGAACUUCCGUUUCGAUCGAUGGCAAUAUGGAGGACAGUGACGACGACGAGGAUGAUGAUGAGACCACCGGGUUGACCAAGAGUCGCUCUAGCCUUGGAGGUGGCAGACGCAAGACCGCUCCGAAUCUUGGGCAUUCGGUCACCGAUAUGACCGCUUCAACCGAGUUGACGCUGGGAAGGUCGCUGCGGCGGUACAGCACGGCGAACGACGAGAUGCCGGAUCAGACCUUCCUUUACUCCUCGGGUAUCAUGCUCAAGAAGCGCAUCAUCAGCCUCUACGUCUCGCUCUGCGAGCUCAAGUCGUACGUUCAACUCAACCGGACGGGGUUCAGAAAGGUCUUGAAAAAAUUCGACAAGAUUCUUGACAAGGAGCUGCGGGUCAAGUACAUGACCGCCAACAUCGACUCCGCAUACCCAUUCAAGCCGGAGAACAUCAAGAGUAUCGAGGAGAAUAUCUCCAAGAUGGAGAAGGCGUACGCCGAGAUUGUGACUCAGGGCGACGAGGGACUUGCCAAGCGCGACCUGAGAUCUCAUCUCCGCGAACACGUCGUGUGGGAGCGCAACACUGUCUGGCGAGACAUGAUUGGUAUGGAGCGUCGUGCGGAGGCUGCGAGCUUGGGCAGGGGGCUUCUGGGAAGGGAUGGAGCGACGGGAUCCAGGCGACUGCAGGGUGAUGAUGAGCUUGCCCCAGUCACCAAGGAGGUGGUUACUCCCGUGGGCCGUUUUGUUGUGCCGACGUGGGUUGCCAACACGCCUCUGCUCACCCUCCUGAUCGCUGUCGGCGUUUUUCUCCUUCUCCUUUUCCUCCCCAUCAUGGAGAAGCCCGAGCAACAGAACUGUUUGGCGUUGCUCGUGUUUGUCAGCAUCCUUUGGGCUACAGAGGCCAUUCCGUUGUUCGUUACGUCGCUUAUGAUACCCUUCCUCUGCGUCGUUUUGACUGUCGUUCGCUCUGAAGACAAGCCUUACAGGAGGCUUGAUGCCAAGGCCACUACAGCCUACAUCUUCUCGGCCAUGUGGACACCAGUCAUCAUGCUUCUCCUCGGUGGAUUUACCCUGGCUGCGGCUCUAUCCAAGUGCAAGAUUGACAAGCGGCUCGCGACGUUUGUCCUGAGCAAGGCCGGCACCACUCCGCGCACCGUACUCAUUGCCAACAUGCUCGUUGCAGCAUUUGCUAGCAUGUUGAUCAGCAACGUCGCUGCGCCGGUUCUUUGCUUUUCCAUCAUCGAGCCCAUGUUGCGAACCUUGCCCUCAGAGUCAAACAUGUCUAAGGCUGUUAUCAUGGGAAUCGCGCUCGCCUCCAACAUUGGCGGCAUGCUUUCUCCCAUUGCCUCGCCUCAGAAUGUUGUCGCCAUUGGUAUCAUGAAGCCCGCGCCUACCUGGAUCCAGUGGUUCUUCAUUGUCAUCCCUGUCGGCAUUGUCUCACUGCUUCUCAUCUGGAUCUUGCUAUUGAUCACGUUCCAACCGAGCAAGGGAACCACGAUUGCUCCGAUUCGCCCUGUAAAGGAGAAGUUCACAGGCAUCCAAUGGUUUGUCUCCAUCGUCACGCUUAUCACCAUCGGCCUGUGGUGCGGUAGCCACCAAAUGGAGUCCAUCUUUGGUGACAUGGGUGUCAUUGCCAUCAUCCCCAUUGUCCUCUUCUUUGGCAUUGGUAUCCUGACCAAGGAAGACUUCAACAACUUUCCGUGGACCAUCAUCAUUCUGGCUGCCGGAGGUUUGUCCUUGGGCAAGGCCGUCAAGUCAUCUGGUCUUUUGCACACGGUUGCUGGCGUCGUUACCAAGGAGGUUGAGGGUACGAGUCUUUACGUCGUCCUCGUCGUCUUCUCAGCUCUUAUUCUUGUCAUCGCCACUUUCAUCAGCCACACAGUCGCAGCUUUGAUUAUCCUGCCGUUGGUAUUUGAUGUUGGCUCCAACAUGGACGAACCCCACCCGAAUCUGUUGGUCAUGGGUGGUGUUUUGAUGUGCAGUGCCGCUAUGGGUUUGCCAACAAGUGGUUUCCCCAACAUGACAUAUCCGCUCGGUGAGCUGGCAGUCGCCAUGCUUUCGGCAUUCACAGCUCGGCCGAUCAUAGAGCUAAAGCAACGGGAUAAGUCCAAGAUUGAGACAAUCCUCGCGCAUGGCGAUCGUGUUUUCGUAGGCCUCAACAGCGGAGCUCUUCGCAUCUACCGCCUCAACGAGCUGCCGCCUCCGUCGCCGACCCAGGCCAAUGGCUCCUCCCAACCCGUUACGGCGAGUCCACAAGACGCAACCGACACCAACCCGACGACUGAACAGCCGAAGAAACCUACGGACCUGCUGCGCGAGGUAGAAAAGUUCUCCAACAGGGCGAUUGAGCAGCUCGCCGUCAUUAAAGAAGCCAACACUCUCGUGUCGUUGUCGAAUUACUACGUAUCCCUCCACGAUCUUGGGACCUACGAACCCCUGGAGACUCUAUCGCGAACGAAGAACGCCACCUGCUUUGCCGUCACAUCAAACAUCGUGAAAGAUGCAGCGACCGGAAUACCAGAGAUUAUAAGUCGCCUGGCGGUGGCUGUCCGCCGUCGAUUACUGCUAUGGAGCUGGCACGAAAGCGAGUUGAGCGCCGAUGUUGGGGAAGUCACACUACCGGAAUCGAUACGAACCGUCACAUGGGCCAGUGCGACAAAGAUUGUAUGCGGAAUGAACGCGGGAUACGUUUUGGUUGACGUAGUUACUCACGAGGUCGAGGAUAUCAACAGUCCAGGCUCCGCGGCAUCAGGCGGGCAGGCUAGUCGUUUCGGAGCGGUGAGCAGCGCUGGAAUGGGCUAUAUGGGCCUCGGAGGAUACAUGCCCAAGCCGCUCGCCGCGAAGCUGGCUGAGGGCGAGCUUCUACUGGCCAAGGACAUCAACUCAAUGUUCAUUACGGACGAAGGGAAGCCAGUUGAAAAGCGACAAAUUCCGUGGCAAGCGGCUCCUGAGCAGAUCGGCUACUCGUACCCAUACAUUCUGGCAUUGCAAGCUCCGUCAAAAGGCUCGCUUGAAGUCAGGAAUCCAGAGACGUUGCACCUGUUGCAGACCAUGCCCCUCCCAGGCGCGGCACAACUUCACUUCCCACCACCUAAUGUUAGUCUCGCUCACGCGGGGAAGGGAUUCCACAUUUCCAGCGACCGAUGUGUUUGGAAAAUGGGAGCUACCGACUACGAUUCGCAAAUCGACGAGCUGGUGGAAAAGGGCAAAUACGACGAGGCUGUCAGCAUCCUUGACAUGCUAGAGGACGCCCUCCUACGGAAUAAGAAAGAGACUCUCCGAGAGGUCAAAAUGCUCAAGGCCGAAACGCUGUUUAAGCAAAAGAAAUUUUACGACUCCAUGGAUCUCUUCAACGAGGACGAUGUCCAUGCACCGCCCGAGCGAGUUCUGAAGCUUUUCCCGCCUUCCAUUGCCGGAGAAAUGUCCGGUUGGGCGCAUGGAGUGCAACCGGACGAAUCCGGUAGCGAUGAGAGGGAGGGUGAGGAGGAACCGCAGAAGAAAACAAACGGGGAUAAGCCCAAGGAAGAUGCAGCGGAAACCCCCGCGUCCCCUGCAAAAGGAGGCGUAGGCUUUGCCAAGUUAUUUAUGGGUUCUCGAAAACCGGUGCAACCAGAUGCCGCCUCGAUCAUAUCCAAGAAAGACACGAUAGAUGUCGAAGAGACUGGAAGCAUCAAAAGCAAGCCGACCGAAAACCAGCCGCUUGAAGGCGAGGAGCUCUUGGCUGCUGUCACAUCACUUGCUGGUUAUCUUGUCGGGACAAGAACGCGUUUGCAAAGGGUCAUCGACCCAAGUACUGGCAAGCUGAAGCGGACAGAUACGAAUGGCUCCAACGAAGAGACAAUGAAGAGCUUUAUGUCAGGCUCGCACGACGAUGAGUCGGGAAGCCAACUCGAGGGAGAGAUCCGGAGGACGUCGCGAAUUGUCGACACCGCUUUAUUCCGGACUUACAUGAUGACGAGGCCUGCUCUAGCUGGGCCCCUUUUCCGCCUCCCGAACUUUUGCGAUCCAGACGUCGUCAACGAAGCACUGCUUUCACACAGCCGAUACAACGAGUUGGUGGACUUCUUCAGCGGCAAGAAGCUUCACUCACAGGCGCUUGAGCUUCUCAAGCGCUUUGGGACUGCCGAGAAACCCGACGAGGCUGCACCCGGCCUGCAUGGGCCUCAAAGGACAGUCAUCUAUCUUCAGACACUGCCGCCGUCUGAGAUUGAUCUCAUCCUACAAUAUUCAGAGUGGACUCUGAGAGCGGAUCCCAAGCUGGCCAUGGAAGUGUUUAUCGCCGACUCCGAAAACGCCGAGACGUUACCUCGUGGCCGGAUCGCUCGCUUCCUAGGUGGGAUCGAUCCAGGACUAGAGGUGCAGUACCUAGAGCACAUCAUCUCCGAGCUUGACGAGUCGACUCCGGACUUCCACAAUCGCCUGGUCGAGCUCUUCAUCAAGCAUUUGAAGGAAAAGAAACGGGACGAUGAAUGGGAUGCAGAGAUGGACCGUUUCGUGCAGUUCCUCAAGACCAGCAGCCAGUACAGUCUUAGCAAGGCGUUCAGCCUCAUUCCACGCGACGAUCCUGCUUUCUAUGAAGCUCAAGCCAUAGUGCUGAGCAACAUGGGCUCGCAUAAGCAGGCGCUGGAGAUUUACGUCUUCAAGAUGAAGAAUUAUGCGAAAGCCGAAGAGUAUUGUAAUAUCGUUCACAAGUCCAGAGACUCUAGGCCUUCGUCUCCAGACCAGUCACGACGUCCAUCAUCGGCAGAUGAUCCCGAAGAUUCGGUUCCAUCCAUUUACCAUACCCUUCUUUCGCUGUACCUGACUCCACCACCACCACAUAAACCAGCACAUGACCCGGCUCUCGAGCUACUGUCAAGGCACGGAUCGCGUCUACCGGCAGCAUCGACUCUCUCUCUGAUUCCCGACGACCUUCCUGUUCGCGAUCUCGAGUCCUACUUCCGAGGCAGAAUUCGGUCUGCUAAUAGCGUCGUGAACGAGUCGCGCAUCGUAGCCCGGCUGAGAGACACGGAGCUGGUGUCGACGCAAGCGCUCCUGCUCCUUGGCGACGGCAUACCUGGCGGACAGGGUGGACGCAACAGAAGGGUGACAAUCACUGAAGAGCGUUUAUGUGGUGCUUGCCACAAGAGACUGGGGCGAAGCGUGGUGUCGGUUCUUCCGGACAACAACGUAGUCCAUUAUGCUUGUUUCAACAAGGCAACGUCGCAGCGACUGCAAAGCUCUCGGGCAGGAAACUGGGCUCGAAGGUUUUCGUGA